UUUCGUAGACUGUAAAAGUGUAAAGUGUAAAUAUUAUUUUACCAGUACAUACUACAUACUAAAUACCUAGUAAAUAAUUAUUCUUCGUUUUGGUAAAUGGUGUUUGUGUUUAAAUUUUACCUAUUACUAUUUACUACUUACGGUGUAAUGAAAUCAUAAAAUCUGCUUUGCGUCUCAUACCGAACAUUUUUAUUGUAAAUUUUCAAGUUUGUGUAAAAAAUAUUGAAGUUUGAAUUAAUAAUUUGUGGGAGGAGCAACUAUAAAAAUUGUUGAUCGUGGAUCGUGGAUUAGCAGAAUUGUGAUAUUUAUUUAGACAAAUUGACGAUAUUAUCAAAAUCUUUCUAUCUAACAAAAGUUAAUAUCAACUGCGUUUUUAUAUAGGUACUAUAUCUAUACUAUAGGUAUAAUUCAGAAAAAAUAUUUGUAUUCUUAAAAUUGCCUAGUUAUGGAUGGACCUAUAGAGGUUAACGAAAUAUCAGAUUUUGUGUCUUAUAUUCGAAGCAUUGAAUGGGGUGAUCCAUGGCUAAUUGCUCUAUUGUCUUUCCAUAUUCUAGUCACAUUUACGUGUCUUUCAACACGGAAUUAUAGUAACUUUCAGAUAAUUCUAUUUAUAACAUUAUUACUGCUGGUAUAUUUCUCUGAAAAUAUAAAUGAAGUUGCAGCAAAAAAUUGGAAUUUGUUCUCAAGACAGCAGUAUUUUGAUAGCAAGGGCCUCUUCAUAUCAGUAGUAUUCUGCAUACCAAUACUACUUAAUUGUAUGAUAAUGGUGGGUUCCUGGCUGUACCAGUCGACUCAGAUAAUGACCAACUUGAAACAGGCACAGCUGAGGCAGAGGAUAAAAGAGAUGAACAUGAAGGAAAGGAUGCGACUCGCCAAGACAGAUUAGUAUCGUCCAAAUAUUUCAUUGCGACACCUGAACAAGUUUCCUAAACCUAUGCCAAUUUGUAAACCAAAUAGUCGUGUCUUCCUCAUCUUUGGCAUAACAAAUAUAUGUGAAAUACAUAAUUUUUGCUAUU
Leptidea sinapis is the source of this 1016-nucleotide messenger RNA. It is a transcript of the gene Tmem18, whose product is annotated as transmembrane protein 18. The coding region runs from base 446 to 886 and encodes 146 amino acids. The record is from RefSeq and is a predicted model, not a curated record. Lineage: Eukaryota; Metazoa; Arthropoda; Insecta; Lepidoptera; Pieridae. Gene Ontology annotation, cellular component: nuclear membrane. The transcript has 4 exons.